Molecule: messenger RNA, 3672 nt
Organism: Malassezia sympodialis ATCC 42132
Lineage: Eukaryota; Fungi; Basidiomycota; Malasseziomycetes; Malasseziales; Malasseziaceae
Gene: SIN3
Product: transcriptional regulator SIN3
Biological process (GO): negative regulation of transcription by RNA polymerase II
Cellular component (GO): Sin3-type complex; chromatin
Molecular function (GO): transcription corepressor activity
Source: RefSeq, a predicted model, not a curated record
AUGAAAGACUUCAAGAGCCAGGCUAUCGAUACGCCCGGCGUCAUUGACCGUGUAUCGACGCUGUUCCGCGGACAGCCGAGCCUGAUCCAGGGCUUCAACACGUUCCUCCCGCCCGGCUACCGCAUCGAAUGCAGCAUGGAUCAGAACGACGGCAACUUCAUCACUGUCACCACGCCCAGCGGGACCACGACACAGGCUCUUGGAGGCCACGGCCCCCCUGCCCUCCAUCGCCUCCCCGACGCGCCGCCGCCCGGCCCGCCGCCCAUGCCGCUGCACGAGGGCGCCCGCCCGCCGNAGGCAUAUGUGCCCGCGCCUGAGUACGCCGAGCGCGCGCCGCUGCCGGGACCCGCGCUGUCGCGUGCGCCGCCGCUGCGUGGCGCGUCGCCGGGGCCGAUGGGCAUGCCGCCCAUGGCUGCGCCUGGGGCGUAUGCGGGUGCGCCGCCCGGAGCUCCGCUCGCGAAUGGGCCGCCGGUCGGCUACGAGCCGAUGGCGCGUGGUGCGCCGGAGCCGGUGCCGCGGCCCCCUGUCGAGUUCAACCAUGCGAUCAACUAUGUGAACAAAAUCAAGCAGCGCUUUAGUGCGGAACCCGAUACGUACAAGCAGUUCUUGGAGAUCCUGCAGACCUACCAGAAGGAGCAGCGGCCGAUCCACGAGGUGUAUGCGCAAGUUACGGUGCUGUUCGACCAUGCCAAGGAUCUGCUGGAAGAGUUCCAGCAGUUUUUGCCCGACACUGGCGCGGCGCCGGGCGGCAGUGGCUUGUUUGGCAUGCUGGGGCACGUCACGAAUGGCAUGGGCCCCGCCGAGGGCGCGCCACCCGGUGCGGCGCCGUACGACAUGGUCGGCGGUGUGCCUCGGCAUGCGGCGCCGCCGCUGCCGCGCAAGAAGCGGAUGGCAGACGAGCCGGGUGUGCCGCCCGAGGCGUCCCUGCCCCCGCCCAAGGCCGGCGCGAGCCGCAAGCGCAGCAAGAAGGCGGAGCAUGGGCUGCCGCCCCCGGGCGCGCCGUAUGUGCAGGCGAUCCCAGGCCCGGGCGAGGUGGUGGGCGAUGCGGUGUACCCGCCUGGUGCUCCGCUACCGCCCGGCUACGAGGCGAUGCCGCCCGAGGGCUAUGUGCCUGCGGGCGCGAUGUAUGGCCUGCAGGCGUAUCCCCCGCCGCAUAUGGUCGGCGGUGAGUUGGUGCCUGUGGCGCCGAUGGCGACGAUGGACGAGGUAGCGUUCUUCGAGCGCGUGAAGAAGCACUUGGACGACCGCGCCACGUACCUGGACUUUUUGAAGCUGUUGAACCUGUACACGCAGGAGGUCAUUGAUGUGGCGACGCUGGUGGACCGUGCAUCGCUGUUCCUGGGCGGUCACAGCGAGCUCUUCGAUGCCUUCAAGCAGCUCGUGGGCUACGACAUGGGGCGGCAUGGGUGGCUCGAGCACGAGGACCCCGUGCUGGAGAACGUGCCCGCGCUGGAGCGCGAGCGCUUUGACCUGUCGACGCAGAAGUCGUAUGGACCGUCGUACCGCAAGCUGCCCGAGUCGGAGGUGAACCUGUCGUGCAGCGGCCGUGACGCGCUGUGCUGGGAGGUGCUGAACGACGGGUGGGUCAGCUACCCCACGUGGGCGAGCGAGGGCGAGUCGUUCAACCCGCACAAGAAGAACGUGUAUGAGGACGCGCUGUACCGCAGCGAGGAGGAGCGGCACGAGUACGACUACCACAUCGAGGCGAACCUGCGCACCAUUGCGCUGCUGGAGCCGAUCGCCGCGCGCAUUGCCGUGAUGGACGCGGAGGAGCGCGCAGCGUUCCGCCUCAAACCGGGGCUUGGCGGGCAGAGCAAGAGCAUCUACCAGCGCAUCAUCAAAAAGGUGUAUGGGCGCAGCCAUGGCCUCGAGGUGAUUGCGGCGCUGCACGACAACCCGUCGGUCGCGGUGCCUGUGGUCCUCGCGCGCUUGAAGCAGAAGGACGAGGAGUGGAAGCGCGCGCAGCGCGAGUGGAACAAGGUGUGGCGCGAGGUCGACGCACGCAACUUUUACAAGGCGCUCGACCACCAGGGCGUCAACUUCAAGAGCACCGAUAAGAAGGCCAUCACGAACAAGGCGUUCGUGCAGGAGAUGGAGACGCUGCAGGCCGCGCAGCAGCAACGCCGCCUCGCGGCCGACCCGAGCCUGCCCCGCCUCGUGCCGCGCUUCCAGCUCGCCUAUGCGGUGCACGACACGGAUGUGCUCGUGCAUGUGCUGCAGCUGCUCGCGCAGUUCCUCGAGCGCUCGUCCGCCUCGACCGGCGCCCACGACCGCCCGCGCGUCCUCUCAGUACUGCACGCGCUCCUGCCCCGCCUAUGGGGCGUGCCGCUGGACACGGUGCGUGCGCUCAUCGUGCCGCACCGGACCUCGGCGCCCCGCGAGGCCUCCGACGAGCCGGACGCCGAGUCGGCGAGCGCGUCGCCCGCGGACGACGACGGCCCGGCCGAGGCGCCGGUGCAGGCCAUUGACACAUGGCACGUCCGCCCGCUGGCGCCGCACACGGAUGCACAGCCGACGCCGCGUGCGCUGCCCGAGACGGUGCAGCUGUUUGGCAAUACGACGCUCUAUGUGCUCGUGCGCCUGCUGCACUUGCUGUACGAGCGGCUGCACCGCCUGAAGUGCGUCGGCGCCGAGCUCGCGGCGCGAACGCCCUCGUCGUGGACCAAGGUGAAUCCGCUGGCCGCGACGCUGGGGCUGGCCGAUAUUGCGACGGGCCCAGCGGGGCUCGUCGCGUCGAUCGCUGCGCACGUGCCGGGAGCGCAGCUGACGGACGCGGCGCACCUCCCUGAGGCGGACCAGGCGGUGAUGCGGCUGCAUCCGGCGCAAUUCUAUGCGGUGACGCUCGAGCUGAUUGCGCGCCUGCUCGACAAUGAGGUGGAUCAGAGCACGUUCGAGGAGGCGGUGCGCUUCAUGUACACCAAGGACGGGUAUGUGCUGUUCACCAUCGACAAGGUGCUGCAGGCGCUCGUCAAGACGGCAGUGACGGUAAGCACAGACGCCAAGGGCCAGGCGCUCCUCGCGCAGUUUGAGGCGACGCAGCAGGCGCUCGAGGCGCUGCGUGCGGACCCUGAUGUGGACGCGCGCGACGUGCAGAUGUACCAGCGGCUCGUGGCAGCGCGCAUGGAGGCGGAGCACACGGUGGGCCGCGAAGAGCCGCUGUUCCGCAUCGAGGUGGCGCCGGUCGCAGACGCGCCGACGUCGGGGCCGCUGCCCGCGCGCGACGUGCGUAUCCAGCUCCUCUCGCACGACGAUACGACGCUGGACGAUCCGCAGGACGCGGAGCAGCGGUGGCUGCAGUACAUUGCUUCCUACUGCCUGUGGGCGCCGACCGAGGGCCUGCCGGCCCAGACACGCGCGCCGCUGCUGCAGCGCAACCUGCCGGCUGCGCCGGAGGACGGCUCGGAGGCGGACGGCUCGCGCUUCCUCGUCAAGAACGGACUGGACAUCCGUGUGUGCAUGAAGACAUACCGCCUCUUUUUCGUGCAGGACACAGAGGAUGUCCUCGUGCGUGUGCGUCCAGCCGACACGACAGGCGCGGCCGCGCGGCAUGCGGCGGCGCGGCGGCGCAAGUGGCACGAGUGGCUCGACGUGCGCCUCGAGGCGAUGCGCGAGGCGCCCGGCGCGGACGCCGAUGCAUCGCAGGCCGAGGCGGCCGCGGCCCGUAGGGACUAG